UUCGUGGUGCUAUACUGCGUGCUCUUGACAGCGCAAUCGGCCUGUGAAAAAAUCCAACGCUAUUAUUUUGUUACAAACGUAAUUUCACAACGUUUAAAACAAGUGUAUUGUGAACAUAAUAUAAAAUGCAGCAACUAACCAUAUUUAUGGACAUAGAGAGUUCUCGGUCAUAUAUCGACGAGUUGUACUCCACUGAUGGCGGGAAGAUCGUGGAAGCGCUGGUGACGUUGAAGAACACAGUGAUCGGGAGUAAUCGGCAGAAGAGUUCUGUGAUCCAGCAAGGGAUCGUGCCGCGCUUGCUGCAGCUCAUGGCGGACGAGUCUCUGGAUCCAAACAUACGAGUGGAGGCUACAAUCACUAUCGGUUCUCUAGCAAAAGGCACAGCAGAGAACGUAGCAUCAUUAGUCGAGCAAGGCACAGCAACAGUACUUGUGGAGUUACUGAAAACCGUGCCAGUGGAGUCGAAGCUUGCCGAGGCAGUGCUGUGUGCCCUGAGAAGUGUGUUCCUUUAUCCGCCUGCGCCAGUGGCAGCCUUGCCGGCGGACAUGAUGCUUUUAACGAGGUUGACACAGAUAGCCCGCGAGGGCUCGGACCUCGCUCGCGGCUGCGUGGUCCGCGUGCUGUCUCUCUGGUGCACGGGCACCGCGGAGCAGGAAGCCCUGUGCGCCGCGGGCGCGUGCGGCGCCGCGGCGGCCCUGUUACACUCCGCCCCACCUAGAGCGUUACCCGCACUGGAUCUACUCGCUGCUAUGUGCUUUGAGAACGCCAGCGUUUCACAGCAAGCCAUGAAUACUAGGUAUAAAGACCGAGCAAUACCAGAGCUCCUCACCUAUCUAGUGUCUAGAGACAAGCCUUUACCAGUGGCCAUGGGCGCCGCCCGCUGUCUGACCUACAUGCACAGGGCGGGCGCGCUCACCGCCGACGACAGUAGAGUUGUGUUCGGAGCAUUGCCCUGCCUCGCGCGUCUAUGCACAAAGGAAAUGCCGGAGGAGAUCAGAGCCACGGCGGCGGAAACAUUAGCAUAUUUAGCAGAAGUAGACACAUCAUUACAAAGGCUAGCGGCCAUAUCGAACCACCUAAUGAGCUCUCUAGCGGACAUCGUCAACUGCAACAGUGCUGCGGCCAAACAGGGCGCGUUCAAAUGCUUCGCUUCCCUCGGUGCAAAUGAUGAAGACAUUAGGAAGAGGAUUAUUGAGACGCACGGGCUCAUGGUGCAUGUGGUCAAUGGGAUGAACAACCCGGAGCCUGCGGUGCGACUAGCGGCAGUAAGAUGUUUACACUCCCUCUCAAGAUCAGUUCAGCAAUUACGGACGACGUUUCAGGACCAUGCAGUGUGGAGACCUCUAAUGCAACUGCUGAGUGACUCGCCCGGCACUGAACUCCUGACCGUCGGCUCGUCCACUCUCUGCAAUCUGCUGUUAGAAUUCUCACCUGCCAAGGAGCCUAUGCUGGAUCAAGGUGCUGUAGAAAUGUUGUGCAAUUUGACGAAAAGGCCAGAAGCUGCUUUAAGACUGAACGGUAUUUGGGCAUUAAUGAAUAUGGCUUUUCAGGCGGAGCAAAAAGUCAAACAACGCAUCUUAUCCUGUCUCGGCACAGAGCAAAUGUUCAGACUACUGAGCGACGCAGAUACACGGGUUAUAAUGAAAACUCUGGGCUUGCUACGGAAUCUGUUGUCCACAAGGCAACAUAUUGACGCUAUUAUGAGCGAAUAUUCCUCGCAAGUUAUGCAGGCGGUGAUAGUAGUACUGGAAGGCUCGUACCCCGCUGAAGUGAAGGAGCAAGCGUUGUGUAUACUCGGUAACAUUGGCGACGGCGAGAAGGCCAAGGACCUCAUCAUGGCCAACGAGGACGUGCUGAGGAAACUCGUCGAUUACCUGGCUCACCCGGAGAGCAAGCUGCAGGAGGCGGCGCUGUUCGUGGCCGGCAACCUGGUGUGGCGCGGCGAGGCGGGCGCCGCGGCGCGCCAGGCGCGGCUCGCCGAGCUCGGCGUGCUGCGCGCGCUGCAGCUGCUGCGCCAGCGCAAGGACCACCAGCUGCACGACAACACACCCGGAGAGCAAGCUGCAGGCAACCUGGUGUGGCGCGGCGAGGCGGGCGCCGCGGCGCGCCAGGCGCGGCUCGCCGAGCUCGGCGUGCUGCGCGCGCUGCAGCUGCUGCGCCAGCGCAAGGACCACCAGCUGCACGACAACACACCCGGAGAGCAAGCUGCAGGCAACCUGGUGUGGCGCGGCGAGGCGGGCGCCGCGGCGCGCCAGGCGCGGCUCGCCGAGCUCGGCGUGCUGCGCGCGCUGCAGCUGCUGCGCCAGCGCAAGGACCACCAGCUGCACGACAAGUGCGUACCCAUCCACCACUACUACUAUACCGAGCACACCCGGAGAGCAAGCUGCAGGCAACCUGGUGUGGCGCGGCGAGGCGGGCGCCGCGGCGCGCCAGGCGCGGCUCGCCGAGCUCGGCGUGCUGCGCGCGCUGCAGCUGCUGCGCCAGCGCAAGGACCACCAGCUGCACGACAAGUGCGUACCCAUCCACCACUACUACUAUACCGAGCACACCCGGAGAGCAAGCUGCAGGCAACCUGGUGUGGCGCGGCGAGGCGGGCGCCGCGGCGCGCCAGGCGCGGCUCGCCGAGCUCGGCGUGCUGCGCGCGCUGCAGCUGCUGCGCCAGCGCAAGGACCACCAGCUGCACGACAAGUGCGUACCCAUCCACCACUACUACUAUACCGAGCACACCCGGAGAGCAAGCUGCAGGCAACCUGGUGUGGCGCGGCGAGGCGGGCGCCGCGGCGCGCCAGGCGCGGCUCGCCGAGCUCGGCGUGCUGCGCGCGCUGCAGCUGCUGCGCCAGCGCAAGGACCACCAGCUGCACGACAAGUGCGUACCCAUCCACCACUACUACUAUACCGAGCACACCCGGAGAGCAAGCUGCAGGCAACCUGGUGUGGCGCGGCGAGGCGGGCGCCGCGGCGCGCCAGGCGCGGCUCGCCGAGCUCGGCGUGCUGCGCGCGCUGCAGCUGCUGCGCCAGCGCAAGGACCACCAGCUGCACGACAAGUGCGUACCCAUCCACCACUACUACUAUACCGAGCACACCCGGAGAGCAAGCUGCAGGCAACCUGGUGUGGCGCGGCGAGGCGGGCGCCGCGGCGCGCCAGGCGCGGCUCGCCGAGCUCGGCGUGCUGCGCGCGCUGCAGCUGCUGCGCCAGCGCAAGGACCACCAGCUGCACGACAAGUGCGUACCCAUCCACCACUACUACUAUACCGAGCACACCCGGAGAGCAAGCUGCAGGCAACCUGGUGUGGCGCGGCGAGGCGGGCGCCGCGGCGCGCCAGGCGCGGCUCGCCGAGCUCGGCGUGCUGCGCGCGCUGCAGCUGCUGCGCCAGCGCAAGGACCACCAGCUGCACGACAAGUGCGUACCCAUCCACCACUACUACUAUACCGAGCACACCCGGAGAGCAAGCUGCAGGCAACCUGGUGUGGCGCGGCGAGGCGGGCGCCGCGGCGCGCCAGGCGCGGCUCGCCGAGCUCGGCGUGCUGCGCGCGCUGCAGCUGCUGCGCCAGCGCAAGGACCACCAGCUGCACGACAAGUGCGUACCCAUCCACCACUACUACUAUACCGAGCACACCCGGAGAGCAAGCUGCAGGCAACCUGGUGUGGCGCGGCGAGGCGGGCGCCGCGGCGCGCCAGGCGCGGCUCGCCGAGCUCGGCGUGCUGCGCGCGCUGCAGCUGCUGCGCCAGCGCAAGGACCACCAGCUGCACGACAAGUGCGUACCCAUCCACCACUACUACUAUACCGAGCACACCCGGAGAGCAAGCUGCAGGCAACCUGGUGUGGCGCGGCGAGGCGGGCGCCGCGGCGCGCCAGGCGCGGCUCGCCGAGCUCGGCGUGCUGCGCGCGCUGCAGCUGCUGCGCCAGCGCAAGGACCACCAGCUGCACGACAAGUGCGUACUGUAG
Molecule: messenger RNA, 3947 nt
Organism: Cydia amplana
Lineage: Eukaryota; Metazoa; Arthropoda; Insecta; Lepidoptera; Tortricidae
Exons: 15
Coding region: 126-3947 (1273 amino acids)
Biological process (GO): proteasome-mediated ubiquitin-dependent protein catabolic process
Cellular component (GO): GID complex
Molecular function (GO): protein binding
Source: RefSeq, a predicted model, not a curated record